UGAGUCGCGGACCAACCUUUUCCGGUUGUGGCCGGAAGUCUCUGGAGAGGGGCGGCUCCGCGUGACCCGAGUCCGCGUAGGAGGGGUCGAAGGUCUCGUCCCAAAGGCUGACGAGGCGGGAGAACUGGCUGGUAGGCCGAGAAACUGGUGGGCUGGAGCGGCGUCGGCGGCGUUCCGUCAGCGGAGGAAGAUAUUCUGUCGACAGUAGCCAGGGGAGGUUACUCAUCUCUGCCAUCCCAUCCUCAUGUGGUGAGGUACCUGUGCAUGGAGUUAGAGAAGAGGAUUUUCCUGGAGAGAAUCUUCACUCAGAGAUUUGCUGAUAGCCAAGGAUGGCAAGCAAGGGGCCCUCAGCCUCCGCAUCCCCUGAGAACUCCAGUGCAGGAGGACCCAGUGGGAGCAGCAAUGGCAGCGGCGAGAGUGGAGGGCAGGACAGCACCUUCGAGUGCAACAUAUGCCUGGACACAGCCAAGGACGCUGUCAUCAGCCUGUGUGGCCACCUCUUCUGUUGGCCGUGUUUACAUCAGUGGUUGGAGACCAGACCUAACAGACAGGUGUGUCCAGUUUGCAAAGCUGGCAUCAGCCGAGACAAGGUGAUCCCACUCUACGGCAGGGGAAGCACUGGGCAGCAAGACCCCAGAGAGAAGACACCUCCUCGUCCUCAAGGCCAGAGGCCAGAGCCAGAGAAUAGAGGGGGAUUUCAAGGAUUUGGAUUUGGAGAUGGUGGCUUCCAGAUGUCUUUUGGAAUUGGGGCAUUUCCCUUUGGUAUAUUUGCCACAGCAUUUAACAUAAAUGAUGGGCGGCCUCCUCCAGCUGUCCCUGGGACACCUCAGUAUGCAGAUGAGCAGUUCCUGUCACGCCUCUUCCUGUUUGUGGCCCUCGUGAUCAUGUUCUGGCUCCUGAUCGCCUAAUACUGGGCUUCUCUCUGCACCUGCAGCAGAGUCUCUGGACUGGUGAUGUGCAACCCGCGAGCCUGGUAUUUGGCUUCCUGGAUAAUUCUGACCAUAGCAGUCAGUGGGGUCAAUAACACUUCAAGGAGUCCAGUUUCUCCUGUAGAGCUUUGGAACUCAACAAUGAGUUGGUGAGGAGCCCCAACUAUCGCCACUACUGUAAACACCCUUCUGUAACCUCAUGCUCUGGUGUUGAGUUCUCUGUCAUGGAUGGCAGCAUGAAUCCUGUUCCAGCCAGUUCAGGUCCUGACUGCACAGGAAGGAGGUGGGAAGAAAAUUUCACCUGAGUUUUAUAUCACAGAAACAAAGGAUAAACCAAGUGGUAUUUACAGAAACUUACUUUCAUGUCUUUAAAUACCCCUUGGUAACUGGCCUCUGUAGCCAGUGGGGCUCCUCAUACAGAGCUUCCCCUUCCAGAUCCCCUGUCUUCACUGUCACAUUGUUCCACAUAUUUUUUGUCUUGCCUCCUGUUAUUUAGGUUUUGGCAAGCUUUUUAGUGUAGAGGAUUCUAUUGUAAAGAAAUGAAGUGCUGCUCUGUCCUCUUUCCUCCCCUCCUCUUAACAGAGACCCAAAAUAUUGCUAUCCCAGGAAGAUCAUUAAUUACAGCAGCUAAGCCACUUCAUUAAUUCACCAGAGACCCAAAGAUCGUUUAUUGGCUCUGGGCCUUGGUCCCGGAGAGCAGCUUGAAUGACCUGGUUUCCUGGUAUAGAUUAUCUUUGGUAAGACUUGUGACUUCACUCACAGAUUUCCUAUCAGCUUUCACCUCAAAACUAUGUUCAUCUGCCAUCUCCCCCAGAGGGCAACUGUCAUAGCGACUGCCUGCUGUGCAUUAGGAAAGAUCUGGAUUUGGGCCCUCAGUGGGAUUCAGAGCUCUGGUACAGGAACAGCUGAACAAGUAGCCCUGUCCCUUACGCUGCAGAAACUCUUGAAUUUCUUGCCCAGAGGAAGCUGGAGGUUUCCCAGCUGCAUGUGGAAGACCACCAUCCUCAGAAGCCAAGUUGUCUAUUAUGAAGACACAGGGGGAUGACUCACCUGUGACUCUGCUUUUGGUAUGGUUUGAUAGAGUCCCCCCAAAACCCCUUGUAUGUGUGCUAAAAUUGGGGAAGUGUGUGACACCUGAGCAGGCAACCCUGGAUAGUUUGUAAAGUCAGACAGCAGGCCCGGUACACCUCAGCACAAUAAUACGUUGUAGUCUCACUUCCUGUGUAAUUCAAGGGAAGUUAUUCCUCCCAAGCUCUUGAUUUCUUUUUCGAUUUUAUAAGCUUCAUCCUCACUGCAAGAGUGUAGUGCCAGGCGGAUAGACAGUUCACCUGGUGGGAAGGUUCUUGCUUGGCCUGCAAGGCUUCACCCUAGAAGCCCACUUUCUUCCUGGAGACCUCCAUGGUGAGGGGAGAUGGACUUCUGCUAGGGAUGUCUUGCUCACUUUGCCAAUCCACACCAUUCCUGGCUCAUCCCCAGCAUAGUCAAUAAAUAAUAGAAGGCCCCAGCUUUCCCUUUUCCUUUGUACCUGCUAAUACCAGAGUUCAGUGUUUAAAAAAUAUAUAAAGUAUUGAAUAGGUGGUUGGUUUGCUGAAUCCAAUUUGUAAGAAUAAGCCACCAGCUUUAUAGUGUGCCUGAUGGAUUUUAAACGUUGGGCCACCUCAAGAGUACUUUUUUUUUUUGGCACCGGGGAUCAAACUCGGGACCUUGUGUUUUUUGAGGCAGGCAGCGGAACCAGUGAGAUAAAUCCCCGUCCCCUAGAGUACUCUUUUUAUCAGCUUCUGGGCCCAAAGUCACAGAGGCCCCCUGGAUUGUCUUGGCUGUGAUGUUACUCCAGCUCAGUGGCCCAACUAGUGGAGGGAGAGUUAACUUCAGCCAGUUGAGCCCAGAAAGACUAAGAAAGAGUUGUGGGUAGGAAGACAUAUCAUUUGUAAUAUU
Molecule: messenger RNA, 2864 nt
Organism: Fukomys damarensis (Damara mole-rat)
Lineage: Eukaryota; Metazoa; Chordata; Mammalia; Rodentia; Bathyergidae
Gene: Rnf185
Product: ring finger protein 185
Exons: 8
Coding region: 330-908 (192 amino acids)
Biological process (GO): ubiquitin-dependent protein catabolic process
Cellular component (GO): endoplasmic reticulum
Molecular function (GO): ubiquitin-like protein conjugating enzyme binding; ubiquitin protein ligase activity; metal ion binding
Source: RefSeq, a predicted model, not a curated record